AUGCAGCUGCUCUACAAUGACAUUCCUUUGCCGCCCCCCUACAAGUUGCUGGAGUAUUUGCUUGUAGAGGAGCCUGUAAGCAACAAGCUCCACUUGGAGCUCACCCAACUGGCUCCUGUUGAGUGCAUCCAAUUUGUUGUCAAGUGCUUUGUGCCAAUGCUGCACUUCCUUUGCCACAUUGCGUUCAAGCCUGGUCCAUGCUUUUGCCAUUCAAUUUCCCACCUGUUCCCCAAUCUUCCUCCGCUUUGCCUUGUGGAAAGGUCUGAGAUCAUGCUGAGAGGCGCAAAGCUUUGGGAUGCUGUGCAUUUUGAGGUCCAACACUUGCUGAAGCAGCUCAUAUGCUUUUGA
Molecule: messenger RNA, 348 nt
Organism: Ceraceosorus bombacis
Lineage: Eukaryota; Fungi; Basidiomycota; Exobasidiomycetes; Ceraceosorales; Ceraceosoraceae
Source: the annotation of a GenBank genome assembly